GACCAAGGGCUGUCACCAGUGUGUUUUCUAGAGUUCAGCGAACAAGCAUUCCCUCAAGGGAGACUCGUCCGGUUCGCUCCGGGAGGGUGGUACAGUACUGUGAGAGUUCUGCACAGUGAUACAGUAAAGUUCACUCUCUAGUGUCACACGCAAACUUUAAAGGGAUACAGGAGAGACAAGAAUCCAUUCAGCUAUAAAAACUUUGGAAAGAAGAGCGCACAAAUUUCUCCAGACUCCACCCAAAAACCGAGACAGCGAAUUAGUGCGGGAGACCCGAGUCGAUAAAAAUGAGUCAACACCCUCGCCUCAGCCAGUCGAGCGCCGCCGCUGCUGCUCCCCUAUCCAACGCUUCUCUCGCCCAGGACAAGGACGCAGACAUGCCCGCAACAGAGAAAGAUCUCGCCGAGGACGCGCCAUGGAAGAAGAUCCAGCAAAACACAUUCACGCGUUGGUGCAACGAGCAUCUGAAAUGUGUCAAUAAGCGCAUAGCGAACCUGCAGACUGACCUGAGCGAUGGUCUCCGGCUUAUCGCGCUUCUGGAGGUGCUCAGUCAGAAGAAGAUGUUCCGCAAGUACAACCAGCGGCCCACGUUCAGACAAAUGCAGCUGGAAAACGUCUCUGUGGCUUUGGAGUUCCUUGACAGGGAAAACAUCAAACUGGUGUCUAUAGACAGUAAGGCCAUCGUGGAUGGGAACCUGAAGCUGAUCCUGGGUCUGAUAUGGACACUUAUUCUGCAUUAUUCCAUCUCCAUGCCCAUGUGGGACGAGGAGGAAGAGACGGAAGAAAGCAAGCAGAAGACGCCCAAGCAGAGGCUGCUCGGAUGGAUCCAGAACAAACUGCCCGAGCUGCCCAUUACCAACUUCAGCCGGGACUGGCAGUCAGGGAAAGCCCUUGGUGCGCUGGUGGACAGUUGUGCUCCGGGUCUGUGUCCUGACUGGGAUUCAUGGGACCAGACAAAGCCUGUGGACAAUGCCAGAGAGGCCAUGCAGCAGGCUGAUGACUGGCUUGGUGUUCCUCAGGUGAUCACCCCUGAAGAAAUUGUUGAUCCCAAUGUGGAUGAGCACUCUGUUAUGACUUACCUGUCCCAAUUCCCCAAAGCCAAACUCAAGCCUGGUGCCCCCCUGCGGCCCAAACUGAACCCUAAAAAGGCCCGUGCAUAUGGACCAGGUAUUGAGCCCACAGGUAAUGUUGUGAUGAAGAAGGCUGUGUUCACUGUUGAGACCAUCAGCGCUGGACAGGGUGAGGUGUUGGUUUACGUGGAGGACCCAGCUGGCCACCGCGAGGAGGCAAAAGUGACGGCCAAUAAUGACAAGAACCGCACCUACUCAGUAUUCUAUGUACCAAAAGUCACUGGACAACACAAGGUGACAGUGCUGUUCGCAGGGCAACACAUCUCCAAGAGUCCGUUUGAUGUGGAUGUGGGAAUGGCUCAGGGAGACUCCAGUAAGGUCACUGCCCAGGGUCCAGGCCUUGAGCCUGCAGGCAACAUUGCCAACAAGUCCACGUACUUUGACGUCUACACAGCUGGUGCAGGAGUAGGAGAGGUAGAGGUGGUCAUUGUUGACCCCAGUGGAAAGAAGGACACUGUUGAAUGCACUGUUGAGGAUAAGGGCAACAGUAGUUACAGAUGCACCUACAAGCCCACCCAAGAGGGCCAGCACACCAUCUACAUCACUUUUGCUGGGGGACAGAUCUCAAAGAGCCCUUACACAGUCAACGUGGGAGAGGCCUGUAAUCCAAGCUUGUGUAAAGCUAAGGGCCGUGGUCUUCAACCUAAAGGUUUGAGAGUCAAGGAGACUGCAGAGUUCAAGGUUUACACCAAAGGGGCUGGAACUGGAGACCUGAAGGUCACCAUCAAAGGACCCAAGGGUCUUGAAGAGCCCUGCAAGAAGAAGGAUCUUGGAGAUGGAGUGUACAGCUUUGACUAUUACCCAACCACACCUGGAAAUUACAUCAUUACAAUCACAUGGGGUGGACAGCACAUACCACGCAGUCCAUUUGAGGUAAAGGUUGGUACUGAAGCAGGCCCACAGCAGGUAAGGGCAUGGGGUCCAGGACUGGAGAGUGGUGUGGUGGGAAAGUCUGCUGACUUUGUGGUAGAAGCUGUUGGAGAUGAUGUGGGCACUUUGGGUUUCUCAGUGGAGGGCCCCUCCCCGGCUAAAAUCGAAUGUGACGAUAAGGGAGACGGCUCCUGUGAUGUGCGGUACUGGCCCACAGAACCUGGCGAGUAUGCGGUUCAUGUGCUCUGCAAGAACGAGGACAUCCAUCUCAGCCCAUUCAUGGCUGAAAUCGUGUCAGCUCCAGGAAAAGAUUUCUUUCCUGAUAAGGUAAAGGCUUAUGGUCCGGGUCUGCAGGCAGCUGGCCUUGCAGUUGGUAAACCUGCUGAGUUCACUGUGGAUGCCAAACAAGGUGGCAAAGCUCCACUGAAGAUUCAAGCUCAGGAUCGUGAUGGAAACCCAGUGGAUGUGCAGGUGACUGAUAAUGGUAAUGGAACAUACAGCUGCAGUUACACUCCUCGCAAGCCAGUCAAACACACUGUGAUGGUGUCGUGGGGCGGAGUCAACAUCCCAGAGAGCCCAUUCAGGAUGAACAUCGGAGCAGGAUGCCAUCCCAACAAGGUGAAGGUAUCGGGACCUGGUGUGGCCAAGACGGGCCUGAAAGCAUACGAGCCUACAUACUUUACCGUGGAUUGUGCUGAGGCUGGACAGGGAGACAUCAGCAUAGGCAUCAAAUGUGCUCCAGGAGUGGUAGGACCUGCCGAAGCUGACAUUGAUUUUGACAUCAUUAGAAAUGACAACGACACAUUCACUGUCAAAUACAUGCCCCCUGGAGCCGGCAGCUACACCAUCAUGGUGCUGUUUGCUGAUCAGGCCAUUCCCUUGACGCCCAUCAGAAUCAAGGUUGAUCCUUCUCAUGAUGCCAGCAAGGUUAAAGCAGAAGGACCUGGACUCAACCGCACAGGUGUGGAGCUGAACAAACCAACUUACUUCACUGUGAACACAAAGGCUGCGGGCAAAGCAAAGCUUGACGCUCAGUACACAGGGCCAAACAAGGGAGAGGCGGUCCGUGACUUCGACAUCGUCGACAAUCAUGAUGGCACCCAUACUGUAAAAUACACACCCGUCCAGCAGGGUAAUAUGGGUUUGAAUGUGACCUACGGUGGUGAUCCCAUUCCUAAGAGCCCAUUUGCUGUAUCUGUGGCUCCCUCUCUGGACCUCAGUAAAGUUAAAGUGGCUGGUCUUGGAAACACAAUGGCAGUAGGAAAAGAUCAAGAUAUUACGGUCAAGUCCAAAGGUGCAGGUGGUCAGGGCAAGGUUGGCGCAAAGGUCACUGGUCCAUCUGGUAAAUCUGUGCCUUGUAAAGUUGAACCAGGCCUGAGCCCAGAGACCAGCCAGGUCCGUUUCAUCCCGAGAGAUAAGGGGCCCUACGAAGUAGAACUGACAUACGAUGGAGUUCCUAUUCCUGGCAGUCCAUUCAAUGUAGAAGCUAUUGCGCCUGCUGACCCGUCUCUGGUAAGAUGUUCUGGACCAGGCCUGGAACGAGCCAAGGUUGGCGAGCCAGGGAAGUUUGUGGUUGACUGCACGAAUGCUGGUCCUGCUGAGCUGACUAUUGAGAUCAUUUCUGACAACGGGACGGAGGCAGAGGUUCACAUUCAGGACAACGGAGAUGGGACCUACACCAUCACCUACAUCCCUCUCUAUCCUGGAGUGUACACUCUCACCAUCCGCUAUGGUAAUCAAGAUGUCCCGAACUUCCCAUCCAGGCUCAAUGUGGAGCCUGCUGUGGAAACCAGUGGUGUGAAAGUGUUUGGACCUGGAGUGGAAGGCAAAGGAGUUUUCCGGGAGGCCACAACAGAUUUCACAGUGGAUGCCAGAGCGCUUACAAAAACUGGGGGCAAUCACAUCAAGACAUGCAUCAACAAUCCAUCAGGCAACUGCACUGAAGCUCUGAUCAAUGACCUUGGAGAUGGCACUUACAAAGUGGAGUACACACCUUAUGAGGAGGGCAUGCACAGUGUUGAUGUCGCCUACGACGGCAGCCCGGUUCCCAAGAGCCCAUUCCGUGUCCCCGUGACCGAGGGUUGUGACCCAGCACGUGUACGCGUACACGGUCCCGGACUUCAAUCUGGGAUCACCAACAAAGCAAACAAGUUUACAGUGGAGACGCGUGGGGCUGGUACAGGUGGACUGGGCUUGGCUAUGGAGGGACCUUCUGAAGCCAAAAUGUCCUGCACUGACAACAAAGAUGGCAGCUGUUGUGUUGAGUACGUUCCAUAUGAGCCUGGCACAUACAACCUCAAUGUCACCUACGGAGGUCAACCAAUCACUGGAAGCCCAUUCUCCGUUCCCGUUCACGAUACAGUCGACGCCACUAAAGUAAAAUGUCUUGGUCAGGGGCUUGGAAACAACGUGCGUGCCAAUAUCCCACAGGUCUUUUCUGUGGACGCAAGCAAAGCUGGGGUUGCUCCCCUGCAGGUCCGAGUGCAGGGACCCAAAGGUAUCGUGGAGCCUGUUGAGGUGGUGGAUAAUGGUGACCAGACUCACACAGUCAGUUACGUUCCCACUCGGGAGGGACCGUAUUCUAUCAAUGUCCUGUAUGCUGAUGAGGAGAUCCCACACAGUCCUUAUAAGGUGAAGGUUCUGCCCACUCAUGAUGCUAGUAAAGUUCGUUGCAGCGGCCCUGGUCUGAAUACCACCGGCGUGCCUGCCAGUCUGCCUGUGGAGUUCACCAUUGAUGCCAAAGAUGCAGGAGAGGGACUUUUGGCAGUCCAGAUCACUGACCCUGAAGGGAAGCCAAAGAAAGCAAACAUUCGUGAUAAUCAGGAUGGUACUUACCUUGUGUCUUACGUACCUGACAUGACCGGCCGCUACACCAUUCUCAUCAAGUAUGGCGGUGAUGAGAUCCCAUACUCUCCUUAUCGCAUCAGAGCUCUGCCCACAGGAGAUGCCAGUAAAUGCACGGUCACAGUUUCAAUUGGAGGUCACGGUUUGGGAGCCGGCGUUGGUCCAACCAUUCAGAUUGGAGAACAGACGGUCAUUACUGUGGAUGCAAAGGCUGCUGGGAAAGGCAAGGUCACUUGCACGGUCUGCACUCCAGAUGGAGGAGAGGUGGAUGUGGAUGUAGUCGAGAAUGCCGAUGGCACGUUUGAUAUCUUCUACACGGCACCCCAGCCUGGGAAAUAUGUCAUCUGUGUGCGCUUCGGUGGAGAGCAUAUUCCCAACAGCCCCUUCCAAGUCACGGCUUUGGAAGGUGAACUCCCUGAACAACUAAUGCAGCAGACCCAGACCCGGCAGUACGCUUACGCGCCCAACAUGGGCCAGCCAUGGGCCACAGACCGGCCAAUGGGCAUGAACGGACUGGAUGUAGCUGGACUGAGACCCUUUGACUUGGUCAUUCCUUUCACCAUCCAGAAGGGAGAGAUAACAGGGGAUGUAAAAAUGCCUUCUGGAAAAGUGGCCAAGCCGGAAAUUAUAGACAACAAGGACGGCACAGUCACAGUGAAAUAUGCUCCAAUCGAGGCUGGGCUGCAUGAGAUGGAUAUCAAAUAUGAUGGAAUACACAUCCCAGGAAGCCCUCUGCAGUUUUAUGUGGAUUACGUCAACAGUGGUCAUGUGACAGCAUUUGGUCCUGGAUUAAUUCACGGCAUGGUCAACAAGCCUGCAGUAUUCACAGUCAACACAAAAGAUGCCGGAGAGGGUGGUCUGUCUCUGGCCAUCGAGGGACCAUCAAAGGCCGACAUCAGCUGCACUGAUAACCAGGAUGGUACCUGCACUGUGUCUUACCUGCCUGUUCUACCUGGAGAUUACAACAUCAUUGUCAAGUACAAUGACAAGCACAUUCCUGGCAGCCCUUUUAUGGCCAAAAUCACAGGUGAUGACUCCAUGCGCAUGUCUCAUCUGAAGGUGGGCUCCGCUGCUGAUAUCCCUCUGGACAUUGGUGAGCUGGACCUCAGUCAGCUGACCGCAUCUCUCACCACCCCAUCUGGCCGAGAAGAGCCAUGCCUACUCAAGAUGCUCAGGAAUGGGCAUGUGGGUAUCUCAUUUGUGCCCAAAGAAAUUGGCGAGCACCUCGUUAACAUAAAAAAAAAUGGACGUCAUAUUCCCAGUAGCCCAAUCUCUGUCAUGAUCAACCAAUCAGAGAUUGGCGAUGCCAGCCGUGUGCGCGUUACUGGCCAGGGCCUGAGUGAAGCUCGUACAUUUGAGCCUGCAGAAUUCAUCAUCGACACCAGAGAUGCUGGAUAUGGAGGACUCAGUCUGUCAAUUGAGGGACCCAGUAAGGUGGACAUCAACACUGAAGAUCAGGAAGAUGGCACCUGUAAAGUCACAUACUGCCCCACAGAGCCAGGAAAUUACAUCAUUAACAUCAAAUUUGCCGACCAGCACGUUCCAGGAAGUGCUUUCACUGUGAAAGUGACAGGAGAGGGUAGGAUGAAGGAGAGCAUCACUCGCAAACGAAGAGCUGCCUCCGUUGCCAAUGUUGGCAGCCAGUGUGACCUAAGUCUGAAGAUCCCUGAGAUCAGCAUUGCUGACAUGACCGCCCAGGUGACCAGCCCAUCUGGCAAGGUGCACAAGGCUGAGAUCAUGGAGGGAGAAAACAACACGUACUGCAUUCGCUUCGUUCCCACUGAAAUGGGUGUGCACACAGUCAGCGUUAAGUAUCAGGGCCAACAUGUCCCAGGAUCACCCUUCCAGUUUACAGUCGGCCCUCUUGGAGAAGGAGGUGCCCACAAGGUCCGUGCUGGAGGCCCUGGACUAGAAAGAGCAGAAGCUGGAGUACCAGCUGAGUUCAGUAUUUGGACUCGUGAAGCUGGAGCUGGCGGUCUGUCCAUUGCAGUGGAGGGACCCAGCAAGGCAGAAAUUGCUUUUGAAGAUCGCAAGGAUGGAUCCAGUGGUGUCUCCUACAUUGUCCAGGAGCCCGGUGAUUAUGAAGUAUCCAUCAGGUUCAAUGAUGAGCACAUCCCUGACAGUCCAUUCGUGGUGCCGGUGGCCUCGCCUUCUGACGAUGCUCGUCGUCUCACUGUUGCCAGUCUUCAGGAGUCCGGACUGAAAGUCAACCAGCCAGCAUCUUUUGCCGUGAGCCUAAAUGGGGCGAAGGGAGUCAUCGAUGCCAAAGUUCACAGCCCAUCCGGAGCUCUUGAAGAAUGCUGCGUCACAGAGAUCGAUGAAGAUAAGUAUGCUGUAAGGUUCAUCCCCAGAGAGAAUGGCCUCUACCUAAUAGAUGUGAAAUUCAAUGGUUCUCAUAUCCCUGGAAGUCCAUUCAAGAUCCGGGUUGGUGAGACGGGACAGGCCGGAGACCCAGGAAUGGUGUCUGCUUAUGGAGCUGGUCUGGAAGGAGGCACCACUGGAUCUCCUUGUGAAUUCACUGUGAACACAAGUUCAGCUGGCCCGGGUGCUUUAGCAGUGACAAUUGACGGGCCUUCCAAGGUGAAGAUGGACUGUCAGGAAUGCCCUGAAGGCUACAAAGUCACCUACACACCUAUGGCUCCUGGAAACUACCUAAUUUCUAUCAAAUACGGUGGACCGUACCAUAUUGUUGGCAGUCCCUUCAAAGCUAAAAUUACAGGCUCUCGAUUGGUCAAUAGCCACAGCAUGCAUGAGACUUCAUCGGUGAUGGUUGACCCGGUUACCCGCAGUGUAACAACCACCCAGCAAGCAGCACCAGGAUGGGCCAGCUCCGAUGCUAGCCGUGUAGUCGCUAAGGGCCUUGGGCUUAACAAGGGAUUUAUAGGACAAAAGAACAAUUUCAGUGUGGACUGUAGUAAAGCAGGGAGAAACAUGCUCCUGGUUGGAGUGGACGGACCCAAAGUGCCCUGUGAGGAGAUAUUGGUGAAACAUAUGGGUAAUCGCCUCUACAAUGUGUCCUACCAGCUCAAAGAGAAAGGAGAGUACAUACUGGUGGUGAAAUGGGGAGAUGAGCACAUCCCUGGCAGCCCGUAUCACAUCACUGUCUAAUCGCCCUUCAACAAAACCUCAACCACCAUCCGAGGCUUCUGGCAUAAAUGAUGAACACUGAAAACUUACUGUCAUUCUCUUCUGUAUGAUCUUCUCAUCCAGUAUCUUCCUGCAUCACUAUUCAGCUUCAAAUCUAGAGAGUGUUAAGCACCUUUUCACUAUGCCAGUCACACUUGGAUUUAAGGAUCCUGGUGGCUUUUGCUCCUCGUGUAGGUUUACGCCUGUUUGUUACUCGUCUCUAACACCGUGUAGCUGCUACAAUGUUAUUGCCUGGUUUAGGAGACUGCUGUUAGCAGAAUAGCUGUUAGCUAAGAGAAAUUGCCGUGAUUCAUCGGCUUUGAUCUUGACAGUUGGGUGAAGAGAUGCUUAAUAAUGCUUAAUGGUCUUCGUAUCCAUCACAUAGACUGAAUUUAACACUGAUGGCAAAGCUCUGCGGGUUAAAUCUUAUCUCCUUAGUGUUUAAUGGUUCCCUUUUCCAUUAAAUCUGCAGAGCUGCAUGUCGCCCCAGUUUUACCAUGCCGCUGUUUUAUUUAAAUGUCAGAAUUUGAGGCCUUUUAAAAGGAGGCUUGUGUGCGACGUAAUGGUUUCGGAAACAUCAAAUGGACAUUGCAUGGUUAUUGAUGCUUGUUCUGUUGUGUU
Molecule: messenger RNA, 8591 nt
Organism: Misgurnus anguillicaudatus (oriental weatherfish)
Lineage: Eukaryota; Metazoa; Chordata; Actinopteri; Cypriniformes; Cobitidae
Source: RefSeq, a predicted model, not a curated record